This is a messenger RNA of Neoarius graeffei (lesser salmon catfish), 4349 nucleotides long. It is a transcript of the gene efnb2b, whose product is annotated as ephrin-B2b. The transcript is spliced from 5 exons. The record is from RefSeq and is a predicted model, not a curated record. Gene Ontology annotation, biological process: ephrin receptor signaling pathway; blood vessel morphogenesis; axon guidance. Gene Ontology annotation, cellular component: plasma membrane. Lineage: Eukaryota; Metazoa; Chordata; Actinopteri; Siluriformes; Ariidae. Gene Ontology annotation, molecular function: ephrin receptor binding. Bases 393 to 1349 code for a protein of 318 amino acids.
ACAGGGUGUGUGUAACUGCAGGAACAGCAGCAGCGCGAUCUAACAAGAAACGAAUAUUUUCUACAACGUCACCGAUUUAUAGUGAUUUUUAUAAAUCGGUUUUUUUUUGAUAAUGUCAGAAUUCGUGGUAGAAGAACAGUUAUUUCAUGCACGCGUCAGAUGAUGCUCUGAAAAGAAAGUCAGCCCUGGAUUAUUUACAGAGUUCUUUCUAAAGAGGAAACAAACUGGAUGAAGAAGCAGGAACGGGAUUUGACAGUUGUUUUGGGGUUGUGUUUGUGUACUGAACACCUGAAAUAAUCCGACUUCAGCUCCAGAUUUGGAGAUUAUUGUUAUUUACUGAUUUAAAGAGUUGAUAAUCCCGGGAUUGACUUGUAAUCCCAUUUCACACCGUCAUGAAUCCGAUGUGGAAAACUCUCCUCGCACUGUUCCUCAUCGUGUGCAGACUGAAACUCUCCAUGUCCAUGCUUUUAGAGUCCAUUUACUGGAACACUUCAAAUACAAAGUUCGUACCCGGCAAAGGCAUCACCCUGUACCCUCAGAUUGGGGACAAAAUGGACAUCGUGUGUCCUCGACUCAUGCCGGGUCAGAGUGCGAGCACCCAUAUCGAAUAUUUCCGUGUGUACCUGGUCACAAAGGAACAGCUUGAGAGAUGCAGGGUGGCUAAGGGCAACGUUACGCUGCUGAACUGCGACAAGCCUGACCAAGAUGUCAAGUUCACUUUCAAGUUCCAGGAGUUCAGUCCCAACCUGUGGGGCCUUGAGUUCCUCAAAGGCAAAGACUACUACGUCAUCUCUACAUCAAACAGCACGUUCGAAGGCUUGGACAACUUGGAGGGCGGUGUGUGCAAAACCAAAUCCAUGAAGCUGGUGCUACGAGUGGGACAGAGUCCUAGUGAUGCAGUCUCAGCGAAAGAGCUUCCCAAACACUCUGACAACGACCCCCAGAGCACCUCCAGCAAAGUCAAUGAUGUGCUCAGCAAAGUCGAGGAAGACGGAAAAAGUGGUGAGUCAGUGGGCGUGUCCGCCUCUGAGGUAGCCCUUUUCACCGGCGUAGCCUCAGGAGCCUUUGUCUUGGUGGUUCUCAUCAUUGUGGUGCUGGUGGUGUUUGCACGCCGGCGUCGGCGCAAGCACUCGGCUCAAUGUUCGGCCCCGCUGGCGCUGCACCCCAUCACCAAACGCAGCAACAACAACAACGGCUCGGAGCGCAGCGAUAUCAUCUUCCCGCUGCGAGCCUCCGACAGCUACUACUGCCCCCAUUAUGAGAAGGUGAGCGGGGAUUACGGCCACCCGGUCUACAUCGUCCAGGAAAUGGAGCCCCAGAACCCGGCCAACGUUUACUACAAAGUCUGAACUAAUCAGAACCUUUGAACCUCGUCCAAGACUGAAAAUAAGGUCUCAAUUGAGAGCUUGAUUGCUCAGAAUAAAUGAAUCAGAGAUAAAUGACUCUUGGAACGACGCCGUCAACUGUCCAGGAGCCCCAAAAGCCCCGGAACGGUCCGAAUCACCAUCUGGGUUGGGGAAUUACUGCUUCUAAAAAAUGGACGCCGUGUGAUUUGUAUCAGUCAGAGACCAAAAGCUUUGAGGUUGAAAGUGUCGACUGAGAGCUUGGGCUCAAGUUUCAGCCUGGCUGUAGAAAAGAAACAUGCUCCUGGCUCACGUCAGUGAAUCAGAGACGAAUGACUCUUGGAACGGAGCGAGGACUUUCUCUCCACUCUCUAGUCAGCGCUUUAAUUCAUUAUGGCAGACUGAGGUGCUACAGUAUCGAUUCAUGACGGCGUUUCGCUCAGGGGAAGAAAACGGAGCCAAACCCACAUAGACCUAUACGGUUAAAAAAAAAAAAAUCCACAUAUUUACAUUCUGAAAAGAAAAAAAAAACUAGAGCCAGGGCAAAAACUGCAAAGCCACAUGAUCAUUACCCACUUGUGGGCGGUUUACGUUUUCCUUCUCCAAACCUCUUCUCAGGGCAGAACGAAUUAUGAUUGGUUAUCUGCAACAACCAAUUAAACGGAGAUGAGGAGACGAGACGAAACUGAGAUGGUUUUUUUUUGUUUUGUUUGCUUCUUUUUCUUUAAGCCACAAUCUAGCUGCACUCUUAGCUAUGCUAAUUCUCCAGAAAGUUAAACAACGUGGACCUGCGGUUUUUACUCAUAGACCUUUUCCUGAUAAAAGGGUUGGGUCUUUUUAGAAAGGAAAUCUUCCCAAGGAACAAAUGGAAGAACUCUCUAGAUUGCUAGAUACCUUUUGUUUCUAAGAGUGUACUUAAGGCCACACCAAUUCGAUUAGUUGGUUCUCGGAAUCACUCACCGCUUGAAGAAAAUUAAAAAUAAAAUCGAAAUCAAACUCCCGCCAACAGAAAAGUUCACGUGACGUGAGAUCACGUGACGUCAAAAACCAAUCAAAUCGCCCCUUUCACUUUCGUUAAAGACUUGUGAAGUAGCCUACUCCUGGUCAAAUCUUUUUUUCUGUGCAUUGUAGAUGUUCAAUUGACUGUAAUUCAAUCGUUUAUUUAGCCAAUCUGUUUACUGGUUUGCCUGUAUUGUUUGGUCUAUUUCGACCGCUAAUUUUACCAUCAGAGCAUUUUUUUAUUUUUAUUUUUAUUUCGCCCGCUCGCUUCAUAUUUUUCCUGAAAAAAUCCGAGAACCAACUAAUUAAAUUGGUGUGGCCUAACUGUACAUUAUUAUUGUAAUUUUUCAUCCUGAAGGCAAUGAUACUUCUCACCUCGAAAUGUCUUCUGAUAUUUGGCUUCAUAUCGUAACAAAAUACGUUACGCAAGUUGAGCAAACCACAAAUCAAAGUUUAUAGAAAGUAAACCUGCAAAGAACCUGAAAGGGUUCCACCAGAAGAUCAAACCAAAGGUUGCUAAGUGUAAUGUAGCAAAAAAUAUAUCUCAGACAACAAUUUGUUUUUACAUUGCAAAAAUUUUGUGCUUUUCGUAAAAAUAAAAAGCUAUGAAAGGGGAAAAACAAAAAUUCAUUAAAACCAACGUUAUGUUUGACCUCCCCUCCCCCGACACAAUUUUUGUAUGAAAACACUUGUUUAAUUUGGAAAUACUCUACAUUACACGAUUUGACCAAACAAUGAUUCUAAUGUUUUAGAAAGGAAAACCUUGUAGAAAGUCCAAAGGAAAAAAAGAAAGAACUUUUUAGGAAGCUAGAUGUAACCUUUUUUAAGAUAACUAAAAAUCAGAACUUCUUUUUAACCUUGUAAUUAUGACAGAAAUUUGAUGUUUUACAUAAUUUUUCAUUGAAAUACAAUGAUAUUUGUUCUAAAUAACAAAUUACUGUGUCAUGUUUUGUUUUUGUUUACCUCCCCUCCCCUGAUACUUAGCAGUAUUGAAACCGUGAAGCUUGUUUGGUUCAGAACUAUGUCAUUUUGCAGAAAUUGACCAAACAACAACAAUAACAUGUUGCCUUUCUGUAAUUUUGCAUUUUACAAAGAAUUUUUAUUGCGAAACUGUAUCAGUGCUAAUAAUCAGAAUCAUGCUUAUACUUUACCUUUUUUGGAGAACUCGCCUUGCUUUUCUGCCCUGAGAUGAGAUUUAUCUCAAAUUAACCUCCCUCAGGCCAUCAUAAGCGUUUUUAAACAAACUAGAACCUUAAAAUCAAGUUCUGUAACAGACAGUAUUAUAUUUGACAGUUAGAGAAGCAGAAGGUUAUGGGAGCAGAUCUGUUGGCGUGUAUACCGACAACGAUGCUUGAAUGUUCAGGAAAAACGAGACCCUUUUCAGUCUCGGUGAAUUUGCAUCACGAGCCAGUUUGGUUGUCUGGUAAAGCAGCGUUUGCUGAAGAUUGAGUCAUAAAUUUGGAUACCGGCAGAAGCAUGUUGAUGGUAAGGCUGCAGGAGAAAUGUUUUCUACAUCCCAUAACGCAUAUCAGGUUCCUGCUGGUUCUCCUCCAUAUGCUGUUUCUGCAUCACGGUGUCUGACACAUUUAGCACGAUCCUCAGACUGCAUGUGGUUCUGGAUCUAGCUGCCUCUGGCGUCUUGUCAAGUUCUUAAUCAGCGCAUAAAAGACAUCGUCAUAUCCUCAGAAAUGUAAAUACUACCUAAAGCCUUUUUUUGUAAUAAAUUAUGUUUUAAGUUAUGUUUUGUAUAGAUCCAUAAGGAGGGUCAUUUCUUAUUUCCUUCCCAGACCUGUGCUGUCACUGAUUUAUGAAACUCCAGAAUUGUUCAUGUACCAAUGUUGUUUCGUUGCUCAUGCACUGAAAGAAUGUUCCAUUGCAGCUGAAUGAAUUAUGAUUGCUUGAUUGAAUGCAUUCAAGAUGGUGCUGCUUACGAAGGAGCUUUUUUUUAAAAUAAAAAAUAAAAAAAUUAAUAAAGCUGGUGGCACGGUGGUUUGGGGAAACAAAAAA